Molecule: messenger RNA, 2610 nt
Organism: Brenthis ino (lesser marbled fritillary)
Lineage: Eukaryota; Metazoa; Arthropoda; Insecta; Lepidoptera; Nymphalidae
Source: the annotation of a GenBank genome assembly
AUGGAAGCUGAGCCUCACGACCCAGAACGUCGAAGCCUGGUGACUCCAGGGCGAUCGCAGCGAAAAGAAAAAUCAGUCCAAGGUCGUGCACGCAGCCGGCGACGUAGUCGCAGUCGUAGUCGUAGCCGCAGCCGCAGACGUAGUCGCAGCUGUAGACGUGACUGUAGCCGCAACAUCAGUCACAGUCGUCAUGGCAGCCGUCGUCGUAGCUGCAACCGCGGCCGCAGCCCAAGUAUUAACUUCGAGAACUCACACAACAGUGCACGAAGUCAAAGCAGGUACUGUGAUUUAUAUAUUCAAGAACGUCAUCUAUAUAACGAGAGAAAACGAAUACGAGAACUAGAAGAUGAAUUACAAAAGAAGCUACGAGAUCUGGACAGUGAUAAAAUCCAACCACUUCAAAAUAAAUCGAACAAACGACAACAUGAAGAAUCGGUACCACAAACACCAUUAGAAGUUUCCCCAAAACAUGUAUCUAUUAAAACUACACCGAAUGAUAAAUAUAAAGUUAUGAUCAGAAUUAAUGGUAAUUCUAUAUGCUGUCAAGUAGAUCUAGGUAGUGAGGUUACAUUGAUACGAGAAAGCGACGCUAAAGCUAUAAAAUUAACAUGGACCUCUGUGAAUAGCCCGUAUUUAAGAGGGUUAGGAAAUAUACCCUAUUUACCGUUAGGACGUACAUUUGCAGACAUAGAACUUCAAGGCUUAGUAGAAAAACAAGUUGAAAUACUUAUUGUAGCAGAUAGUUUGAUUAACUUGCCGGUAUUAUUAGGUCAUAGUUUCACUGAGAGACCAAAUUUAAGAAUAAUUAAGACUGACACAUACUUACAAUUUGACCGAGUAGACGACACGUUAAAUUCCAAAAUAUCCUUGCGUUCUGGGGUUAAUUUAAAAAUUGGUCUAGGGGAAAUGAGAGUAUUAAUAGUGAAAUCAGAUGAAGUUUAUAACGGUUAUGUCUAUAUCAGGGGUAAUAUUAGAGGUUGUCCCGGUAAUGAACACUAUUGCCUGUGUGAAGACCUACAGUGCACUUCUGAGUGCAAAGGUGCAAGCUGUGUUUCAAAGUGUACAGGUGGCAAGUGUCUCUCUUUCUGUGCUGGUUCGGAAUGUAAAUCACUUAGCGAAGGAAACCGUUCUGUAUCACGGUGCUAUGGAUCACUUUGUAAGGCGCAGGUUGAAGGAGAUCGUAGUUAUGCUAAGUGUGAAGGUUCUGCGUGCGAAGCUCAGUGCAUUGGGGAAAACUGCAGAGCGAAGUGUAAUGACGAGGAAUGCACUGAUCAGUCUCCAACAACGAAUGAUACAUCAAAACCCGAUGUUAAGCCAAAUCAGCCCCCGAAACCUAAUACUACAGAAAAACCUGAUGUAAACCCUAAUCAACCUUUAAAACCGGAUGAAAAGCCUAAUAAACCUUCAGAAACUAAUUCAACGUCAAAACCUGAUGUAAAACCAAAUCAACCUUCAAAACCGGACGAAAAGCCUAAUCAACCUUCAGAAACUAAUUCAACAUCAAAACCUGAUGUAAAACCAAAUCAACCUUCAAAACCGGAUGAAAAGCCUAAUCGACCUUCAGAAACUAAUUCAACAUCAAAACCCGAUGUAAAACCUAACCAACCUUCAAAACCAGAUGAAAAGCCUAAUCAACCUUUAGAAACUAAUUUAACAUCAAAACCUGAUGUAAAACAAAAUCAACCUUCAAAACCUGAUGAAAAGCCUAAUCAACCUUCGGAAACUAAUUCAACAUCUAAAUCUGAUGUGAAACCAAAUCAACCUUCAAAACCUGAUGAAAAGCCUAUUCAACCUUCAAAAACUAAUUCAAUAUCAAAACCUGAUGAAAAGCCUAUUCAACCUUCAAAAACUAAUUCAACAUCAAAACCUGAUGUAAAACCUAAUCAACCUUCAAAACCUGAUGAAAAGCCUAAUCAACCUUCAAAAAUUAAUUCAGCAUCAAAUUCUGAUGUAACGCCUAAUGAACCUUUAAAACCUGAUGUAAAACCUAAUCAACCUUCAAAACCUGAAGAAAAGCCUAAUCAACCUUCAAAAAUUAAUUCAAUAUCAGCACCUGAUGUAAGGCCCAGUCAAUCUUCAAAGCCUGAUGAAAAACCUAAUCAACCUUCAAAAACUAAUACAACAUCAAACUCUGAUGUAAAGCCUAAUGAACCUUUAAAACCUGAUGUAAAACCUAAUCAACUUUCAAAACCUGGAGAAAAGCCUAACGAAUCUUUAAAAUCUGAUGAAAGCCCUAAUCAACCUUCAAAACCUAGUAGUGCACCGAAACCUAAUGGAAACCCAAAUCAAUGUCGUUCGAAUGAAAAUUUGUUAAAAAGAUUGCUUGAAAUAUUAACGGAGUUUAAUACGGGGGGUAGUCCGCAUGCUGCAUAUGACAACCCUGAAACACGAAGACAAUCAACCUGUCCUGAAACAUGUGCUGAGGCUUACUGUAAAAACGAAUGCGCAGGCGAUAAAAGCAAAUCUAACUGCCAUGCCGCAAAUUGUCUUGCAUCGUGCAAUGGAGAAAAAUGUGAAUCAAGGUGCCAAGGAUCACUUUGUAAGGCGCAGGUUAGUUUUCCUAUUUUGAAAUCCUCUCCUAUUCUUUAUGAAAUAUAUGCCAUGCAUGCA